Sphaeroforma arctica JP610 is the source of this 1316-nucleotide messenger RNA. RefSeq lists its product as hypothetical. Lineage: Eukaryota; Ichthyosporea; Ichthyophonida. Gene Ontology annotation, molecular function: transmembrane transporter activity. Gene Ontology annotation, biological process: regulation of peptide transport; transmembrane transport. The transcript has 3 exons. The record is from RefSeq and is a predicted model, not a curated record. The annotation marks the transcript as partial. Gene Ontology annotation, cellular component: membrane.
CAGGGCGUACUGGCGGUCAGAGGCAGGGGCCGAUCACUUGGGAGACAGGAGCCCUCUUCUACCAGAAGACCCAGACAACAGGGAAACCAAGCCCGUGCAGGUGGCGGAUGUGCCUAUGAGCACAAUGGAGGUGUUCCAUGCCGCUGCGGUGUUCUCUGUGUUGUGGUUCCUGGGUAACUAUGCCUUCAACCUGGCACUAUCUCUGACCAGCGUGUCGUCCGUCACUAUCAUCAGUUCCACUUCAGGUUUCUGGACGAUGUUGCUAGAGCAUAUGCUUCUGCGUACGGACGAUAAGCGUUUCUCUCUGGUAAAGAUCGUCUUCAUUAUCAUGUCCAUUGGUGGCGUUGUCAUGGUAACCAUGUCUGACGCCCAGCACUCCGCGGACGAUCCGUCAGCCGCACCCGAACCAACCAAUGAAAACAACGGCCUGGAAUGGGUGGCGGUGGGUGAUAUGAUUGCCCUGUUGUCGGCUGCACUGUACGGUGUAUACCUGGUGUUCCUGGAGCGUCGUAUCAAAUCCGACAAGCGCCUGGACAUGACCAUGUUCUUUGGGUUUGUGGGCGUGUGCAGCGCCUUUCUGCUGUGGCCCUGGUUCUUUAUCCUGCACUUCACGGGUCUGGAAGUGUUCACAUGGCCUGCUGCCAGCACGUGGGGUUAUCUGACCCUCAACGCGCUGAUUGGCACGGUAUUGAGCGACUACCUGUGGCUCUAUGCCACUCUGUUGACCACGCCUGUUGUGUCUACGCUCGCCCUGUCACUGACCAUCCCCUUGGCGUUGGUUGUGGACUCGUUCACAAAGAGUAUUGUCAUGGACGGCAUGUUCAUUUGGGGCAGCGUGCUGGUGCUGGUAGCCUUUGUGGGUAUGAAUAUGGCCUCGGAUAUGACUCUCGUCAAGCACGCGUUCUUGGGACUGGAGAAAGUGGUAGGUAGGAAAAUGGCCAAAGUCUUAACAGGACACCGCAGUGAGGCGUGAAAGUGAGUGCACCCCUCGUGUUAAGGGUUUUAGGGUCUUGGACACCCGCACCAAUUAGAGUGCAUGCACGCAGGUAUGCGGGAAAGUUAACGUUACGCUCUGUCCGGGGUCUCCCUGGAUGCCGUAUGUACUGUAACACAGAUGUGUUUCACCGUAUCCAAUUUACCUAGCUGUCAAUUGUACAUAGUAUAGUGGCACCUAUAUUCGAUGCCAGAGGACUACGAAAGGGCAAGAGAAGAACAUACACCGGGCAGACGCAAGAGCGCCCAGGGCAGCACGUAAGUCACGUAAAUAUUAGAACGUAUGAGGUUUAACCAAUAAGAUUUUAGAAUAAAUAAUGGAA